AUGGCGACAGGUGCGCGCGGCCGCAGCGGCCAAUCAGCGGCGCCGCCGGCGGGCGCUCCGCGGCCGUAUGCCCGCGCCGCACGCGAACUUGGCGCGCACUCUGCACCGGACACCGUCCCGGCGAGCACCUGCCGCCGCGCACCCGCCACUGCCUGCGCCAGCGAGCACGCCCCCUCCGCGCGAUGCGCUGCUUAUCGGACGCCGACUGUUCGCGGCGCGGUCCCUGCUGAGACGCCACCCCCGCCGAGACGCCGCCCCCGCGCCCAGUCGCGUGUCGCCCGCGCCCGGCGCGUGCCACGCACCCCGCCGCCAGCGUCUGUGACGUGCGACUGUGACUGUGCGCGUGUGUGCCGUGCCGUUGCGUUCCGUUCUGUGCUUGUGUUUGGAGCCUCGCCUCUGCCGCCACCUCUCGUUCUGUGGAUACGCCGGAAGGCGCGGUACGGCGACUGCAUACUCCACGUGACAGCUAUGUCUGGAGAACCCGAGGAUACGAAAGAGCAAACCCAAAGGAAUGAUACAGAUAUAGGCCUCCAAGAUGUGCACCUCUCUGAUCCGAACGAGACGGUGUACAUGAUCUGUGGUGUGCUAAUUGCCAUGGUCCUGGUGGCACUCAUCAUCGUGCUGCUAGCUCUGACCAUCAGCAAACUGCGGAAGAGAGAUGACAACCAGAGCCCGCCGCCGCGGCAUCCUGUGGGCGUCGCAGCCGCAGCAGCAGCAGCGACGACAACGACGACGCAGAUAACAGCUGUGAAUCACCUCAACUGCCAAUCUGUCGCUACGGUGUCUGCCCAGGUGACAACUACCAUCCUGCCGCCACCCGAGGCCUGCCCUGGGAGCACAGCAACGACAACAGUCUACCCUCCGCAGUUUCUGUGGCAAUUUCCACCACCCUACUCGCUGUACAGCAACAACCAGGACCCGCUCGUACACACCCUCCCUGCUGGUCAACCCGGAAUCUGCAGAGGAUUUAGGAAAAACCUGAGAGGCAGAUGGAGACGCCUUGUGAAGAGGAAACCUGCCAAUGAAGUGUACACAAUACCUGCAGAACUUCGGGACCAGUUGAAACAAAUCUAUGUAUAUUAAUACUAUUAGAUAUAUAAUGGACUGCAAAGUGCAGGUUUCUGGCGCUUAGCUGUGUCUGCAUCUCAGUGCGAACGAAGCUUUUUUAGUCAUGUUCAAAUACUGUGCAAAUGUCAAACCAAAAAGACAGUUGAGUCUGUUAUACUACAUACCAAUAUGGCCUUUCAAACCAUGAUAUUAUGAAACUGUAAAUAUGUGAUAUGUUUGUAAAGUAUUAUUCUGCCCACUUGUCUGAACUGUGAACUGCAUAUUCAGUUGGUGUGGCAGGAAAUCAUUGACUGUCAGCUCAUAUUGAGCUUGUUUAUCCUGAUUACAAUGGACUGCAGAAAGUGUUUACUUGUAAAUCAAGAUUGUCGCAUUUAUUGUCUGAAGUAUUUCAUAGCUGUUUAAUUCCAAAAUAUUUUCUAUUAAAUGCCUUGUUGCAUUUUAGAAAUUAAUGGCAAUGUCAGUUGUGAUUUCUCUCAGGGACAGUUGUACCUUUCUAAACUUUGUUGAAAGUGCUGAAAAUCCCUGAUAAGGAGAAUAGGAAUCCAUUCUUCCCAUGCCAACUGACCACUAAGUUAUUAUAGUCAAUAAACUGUAAAUAUUAAGACUAAGUUAAAUUUUAAUUUAAAAUAGACAUGGUGACAGUGUCUGCCAAAAUGUGAACUAAAACUGUUUUGUGAUAAAGAAUGGCAAAUGUUAUCAAAUAGAUGGAACUUGUUCAGUAUUCUAUGGCAGUAUAUACACCAGUUUUAAAAUUUAGAUCUGUCCUAUAUUGAACAUCAUUUGAAAUUUAUGAUCUGAGUCAUUAUGUCAACCAUUCCAUCCAUCAAUGAGAAUAAAUAAAAUGUUAAUAUUGCACAUAUGUUUUACAAUAUCCAGUCCUCAACAAUUUGUGCUGUUUAUUACCUUGGGAGAGAAAACUAACAUGGGUUAAAUGAAUUGAUGCUCCUUCCUCAACACAUCAUCAGUCAGAUACUCUUGCAAAAAAAAUACAGUUAAGUAGGGGCUAGUACAACCAUAUUUAAUCUGACCAUUAAGUGUUUAAGGUCUUACUUUUAGAGAUUCAUUCCAAUGCAUUUGGUGAUUGAUGUAGUACACCACUGUCAUGAGCAUAACAUUUCAUUUAGUGUAUGACAGUUCAAAGGAUAUUUGAAUUGUUAUACAGCAACUAGGCUGCUGCUGUCAGCUGUGCCACAUGAGCUGAAAUGGAUCGAAGUUUUGUAGGGUUACAGUACACCUCUCAAUUAACAGAAUGCUGCAGACAAUCACAUGGCAGAACAGUUUGCAUUUCCUGGAAAAUAAUAUCCAGUGGGUACUAAUAUAGGUAUUCUCCACAAUGUGUUGCAGUUUAAUCCAGUUACUUGAGUUGGCCUGUUACAUUAAGAAAAUGGUAUUUUUCAAUUCGACUUGUACACUGAGCACUCAAUGGAAGAGCCAAUUAAGCAUGACACAACAGAGAACUACUUGUUUUGAAAUAAACCUCCACACACUCACCUUAACAACAAUGGAUUGAUAUUUAAAUAAACAUUUCUUUUCCUCAAAUUUAACAGUAUUCUUGCCCUCCCCUUUUUUGCACAAUUACAGAGGAAAUUUUAUUGAAUGAAACAAUACAUUUUCUGUAACAGUGAUGAUAGAGAGAGAGAGAGAGAGAGAGAGAGAGAGAGAAUAGCUACAAAAUGGCACUCUUGCCACACACACUGGCACAUUACACUGAAGACUGCUAUUCCUGCAAAGAACAGAAAUGUUCCUCACACUGACUAUACUUACCAAGGCAAACUGAGACAUAUGAUCAUAUGAUGUGAAAAUAUCACCACUUAAGUAUCUUUUUUUUCUUGGAGUGAACCACUGCUCUUUAUUCAGACAGUCAGGUUACACUACACUACUUACUGUGUCCAACUACAGAAAUUAAAAAUAAUCUUAAAUUUAUAGAAGUCAAAUACAAAUUUACUUUGUUUCAUUCUUUUACCAAAUAAUCAUCUCUGCUAUCAAAUGAUCAAUAAAUGAAAUAAACAGAAAGUACACCACAGAUAAAAAAAGAAACCUGCCUCAACUAUGCUGUAGGAAAGAAAUUUCAUUUUGGAUCUAUUUGUUUAGUAAAGAAGGUGAGAGUUACAUUGUAAUGAGAUCAUUAACUAAAGGUAAGUGGGAAAGUCACUUUACGUAAAGCCACAACACUGGUAUGACAUACUUUUACACAUGACAUGAUGGAUAGUGACUGGGAUUGAAUAUUAUUUUGUACUGUGGCUAGCUUUCAGCUACAGCAUAUGACUGGCUCUCUACAGGCCUAUAACUUCUGAAAUGUAUUUCAACUACUGCAAUGUCAAACAGCUGACAAGUUCCCUGAUUUUAGUACUGUGCUAAGCAAUGGUAUGUGUGAUAUGACUACAGGUAGAUAACUGAACAGUUUCAUUAAGCUGAUAUGAAGUUUUUAUUCAUUUUGCAAAAUAUUUAUUGCUGUGAUUUUGUACCCUCUCUCUAUAUUGAAGGAAAACUCAUAAACCUUGAAAUAUUGCAUUAGAUAAACAAUGAUGAUGACUGCAAUCAGGAAUGGAGACAUAAUAUCAACUGAAACACCAGCUUGUUUUACAAAUCCACAGUGUAUUAAAUGUAAUUUUCUGCAGAAGUGUAAAAAAUAUCACACUGCAGUCCUUUGUAAUCAGUUCCUAAACAAGUUCAUGUAUAUAGAAUCUAUUGUAAGAUAUCCAGACUUAAAUACAAUAAUUCGGUUACAAAAUAUUGUGGAAAUG
Messenger RNA from Schistocerca nitens (vagrant locust), 3812 nucleotides. RefSeq lists its product as uncharacterized. The record is from RefSeq and is a predicted model, not a curated record. Bases 1 to 1083 code for a protein of 360 amino acids. The transcript has 6 exons. NCBI's taxonomy places the organism in Eukaryota, Metazoa, Arthropoda, Insecta, Orthoptera, Acrididae.